UCGCUGGUUGGACAAGUUUCUUGUGAACAGAUAAAACAACACAAGUGCGACAUCUGGCGGCUCCAAGAGAUAUGGCAACUCGCACCACCAGGUUGAUGCUUGGGUUUGGCGUGGCGCUUUUACUACAGGGUCUAGCGGCAGUACUGCUAGGCAGCUCCGCGGAGUACCUGCACAAGUCGCAAUUUCACGGGCUUCUGGCGCCCAUCUGGAGCGGGUGUAUGGCGAUUGCUACCGGACUUUUUGCGGUUUGUAGUGGAAAGACACCGUACCACAAAUGGCUGAGACAUUGGGCGCAUGCGCUGAGUUUCGUGACGUGUCUCGUUGCCAUAGCAGCCCUGGUUAUAGGCAUCAUGGGAGUUGUGGCCACGUGCUCUGGAGCCGUCAACAACAGACUUCCCACAAACCUGUGCAGGGAAAGAAAGUCGCUCCACGUGGCCGCUCUGUGCCUGGCGAUAGGCACGCUGGUCGCGGCGGCGGCUUUGUUCAUCACCUGCUGUACCUAUUACGUCACCUGUCCAUCCUGUUGCAUCACCUGUCCAAGCUGUGACGUCACCUGUCCAACCUGUGACGUCACCUGUCCAACUUGUGACGUCACAUGUUUUACCUGCAAGGGCCUUUGUGAUUGUUGCAGAAGUUGGAAAAAACGAAGACAAAAGGCCCCGCCUGUGGGGGCGCCCCUACCCAGCCAGCGGGACACGGGAGGAGAAGAGGCUGUCCAGGAGGAAAUGUUUGAGCAUGCGCACGAGAAUCCCUACGUGUAUCCCGACGACCCUCCGCCCUACUAUAUCCCGGAUGUACAAGUAGAGAUCGACCAAUUCGAAAUGUCUGAAAUGUCUAACCAAGAACUAAAGAAAACCGUACAAGAAGUGGACCAACUCGAAAUAUCUGAUAAAGAAGUUAAGAAAACCGUACGAUUUGUAGACCAGGACCCGGGCACAACUUGAUUGUAAUGGUAAACUCACAAUACUCAACCAGGAGCCUGGUAUUGCAGUUUGUGGGAACGCAAAGUAUGAUAUAAAAG
Messenger RNA from Branchiostoma belcheri (Belcher's lancelet), 1021 nucleotides. RefSeq lists its product as uncharacterized. The coding region runs from base 72 to 944 and encodes 290 amino acids. The transcript is spliced from 5 exons. The record is from RefSeq and is a predicted model, not a curated record. NCBI's taxonomy places the organism in Eukaryota, Metazoa, Chordata, Leptocardii, Amphioxiformes, Branchiostomatidae.